Molecule: messenger RNA, 1597 nt
Organism: Eriocheir sinensis (Chinese mitten crab)
Lineage: Eukaryota; Metazoa; Arthropoda; Malacostraca; Decapoda; Varunidae
Exons: 3
Coding region: 438-1019 (193 amino acids)
Source: RefSeq, a predicted model, not a curated record
CGCCACGUGCCUCAAAGGUUACCACGUACUGUAUAAGCGAACACUUCACACCGCGCUACGGAGUCGAGUGUUAACGCCGUUACCGCACCGACAUAUGCCCGGCCUUCUCGGUAACACUGGAAUCCCCUCAGCUGCCCGUGUGGGAGAUCGGAAGCAUAACCUUUAAGAACGAUCAAAAGGCACAAACCGGCAGCCCGCCAGACGCAAGGGCAAGGUCUCGCGGGCGUCCGUCAACUUUUCCUCACUCGGUCGGUCGGUCAGUAACGUCAGUUACCCAUCGGACACUGUAUGGAAUAGACGCAUAGAGACAGCGUUCCAGCCCGGACGUACAGACUGACUUGAAGAGAGUGUAUUCCUGCUCCUCCGUACAAACUAUCUGUGUGUUCGUGUCUGAAUUGUGUGUGUGUGUGUUUGUGCGUACGCGUGACCCUGACGUCAUGAUCAACACGCUGGUUCACGCCUGUGCAGUGCCGCUGACCCUGGACGAGGCUCAGCUUGGGUCAGGCCGUCACUUGUGCCCCAUGUGCCGUCUACAGCAAGUCAACGCCCUCGACAUGGAGCUGCCGUCGUCACCAUCUUCUCCUGCUGACAUGAGCCUGCCUGACGUCAUCACCAGCAACACUCCGCCAGCCACACCGACUCACAGCGGUCACUUCUUCCCGACCGACGAGCCCUGGCCAGAUCACACCUCCGCCCCCGCCGCCCCUCGAUGGUAUUUGAAUCUGCCUCAGGUGUGCUGGGACGCGCUCUUCCCCCUCAAGAUGCAGGGCGGCGCGUCAGGUGAGCCCGAGAACACCUGUCUCACAUGGACGCGGGUGGGGCGGGACCUGAGGCGGAUUGCGGAUAUCUUUCAGAGCAGAGCCACAAGGGACCUUGAGGAACAGCACCAGCAGGACGCAGAGGCAGUAGCAGGAGUCUUAGCCACCGCCGCAACCAUCGCCAAAGGGUUCUGCGUCCCCCUGCUCUGUCUGGCCGCAUGGAAAAUCCUCUUCGGGCACAAAGAAGUGAUCCAGAAAUAGACUGAACCUACAAGUCACCUUAAGUUCAGUUAUAAGAUAAGUCGGCUCAGUAUUUGCUUCCUGUCUGGCCUCUGUCACCGCGGGAAUGGAAGUUAUGGUCUCCUAUUACCCGAAGACGGUGCAGAUGAGAGAAGGGAGAGGAAAUGGAGCACGAAGAAAGACGAAGCAAGGAAUGGAGGAGUUUACGAAGAAGAGUAGGCGGAUUUUCCUCCAGUUCCGUCUUUCCUGUUUCUCGUUGGAGGCUUCGCUCAAGAUUAUUUACUCAAAGUGAUCCAAAGACGGUUGAUUUGUUGUCAAGAUUUCCUUACGGCUGCCCGACCUUGACUGUGUGUGUGUGUGUGUGUGUGUGUGUGUGUGUGUGUGUGUGUGUGUGUGUGUGCUUGCUUGACAUUUGUAUCUCACCCUGAGGUCUUUCAUUAAUGUUGAAAAGAUUUGUAUAUACGUUAUAUCAUCAUUUAUUAUUAUUAUUAUUAUUAUUAUUAUUAUUAUUAUUAUUAUUAUUAUUAUUAUUAUUAUUAUUAUUAUUAUUAUUAUUGAUAUUAUUAUAUAGAAAUGUGCAAUAAAGGAUAGUACAACGA